Messenger RNA from Archocentrus centrarchus (flier cichlid), 672 nucleotides. It is a transcript of the gene gtf2a2, whose product is annotated as general transcription factor IIA, 2. Gene Ontology annotation, cellular component: transcription factor TFIIA complex. The coding region runs from base 113 to 448 and encodes 111 amino acids. The record is from RefSeq and is a predicted model, not a curated record. NCBI's taxonomy places the organism in Eukaryota, Metazoa, Chordata, Actinopteri, Cichliformes, Cichlidae. The transcript has 4 exons. Gene Ontology annotation, biological process: transcription initiation at RNA polymerase II promoter.
GGAAGUGAGCUGUUAGCCUGCUGUUGUGGAGGGAAGCCGUUAGCCCGUUAGCUCGCUGUGUGUUCGGAGGACAGUUCGCUGCUGGUUUUUCGCGCUUUUCGGAGCUCCCGUCAUGGCGUAUCAGCUGUACAGAAACACGACGCUGGGGAACAGCCUGCAGGAGAGUCUGGACGAGCUCAUACAGACUCAGCAAAUCACUCCUCAGCUCGCUCUUCAGGUCCUCCUUCAGUUCGAUAAAGCCAUAAACACAGCGCUCGCCAACCGAGUCCGCAACAGAGUCAAUUUCAGGGGAUCUCUGAACACAUACAGGUUCUGUGACAACGUGUGGACGUUCGUUCUGAACGACGUUGAGUUCAGAGAGGUCACCGAGCUCGUGAAGGUCGACAAGGUCAAGAUUGUUGCCUGUGAUGGAAAGAGCGAGUCGACCCAUAACAAAACCGAUAAAUGACUGAAGCUCUGGCAGCGCAGAGCGACUUCGACCUGGUGGGAGUUUCUCUCUGGACCGAAGCCACGGGCGGACCUGGACUGUACAUAUAACUUAUUACAGCAGUCACCUGUGUGGGUGUGUCGUGUACACCUGCGGCAGUUUUUUUUUUAUUAUUGUUUACAGGAAGUUUUUGUUCAGUUUGCUGUGAUUACUGAGCUGAAUCAUUAAUAAAAACUUAAGACGUU